Messenger RNA from Oncorhynchus masou masou (cherry salmon), 6509 nucleotides. RefSeq names its product arrestin domain containing 1b (gene arrdc1b). Gene Ontology annotation, biological process: protein transport. Bases 248 to 1576 code for a protein of 442 amino acids. The transcript is spliced from 8 exons. Gene Ontology annotation, cellular component: cytoplasm. Gene Ontology annotation, molecular function: ubiquitin protein ligase binding; ubiquitin-like ligase-substrate adaptor activity. NCBI's taxonomy places the organism in Eukaryota, Metazoa, Chordata, Actinopteri, Salmoniformes, Salmonidae. The record is from RefSeq and is a predicted model, not a curated record.
UAUUACAGUCAAUGAACUCGCAGACUAGACCCAGCUGCUAUCGCAUUGGUGCCUAUCGGGAGAGCCACCCCCUUAAGCAGACCGAAACUAACCAUGUUUGUCAAUGGUAAACGGCCUUAGUAGUAAAUUUUAUUUAUCCACCAUCUUCGAGAGAGCUCGGUUCAAAUUUCCAUAGGCGGCGGUAGACCUGUCCCUCACGCACCAUUAUCCGUUUUUUUUGUUAUGAGACGCGGAGGGUAGCGAAGUCAUGGGCAAGCUUCAGGAAUUCGAUAUUACUUUUACCAACAACAAAGUGGUCUACAGCCCUGGCGAAUCCAUAAGUGGAACUGUGAAAAUUACAAGUGGUAGCUCACUGCAAUAUAAGGCCAUUAAGGUGAACUGCCUGGGAUCAUGUGGGGUCUCCAACAAAAUGAACGACACGUCGUGGACACUGGAAGAGCAAUACUUCAGCAGCACACUGUCUGUAGCUGACAAAGGUACCCUGGCAGCUGGCGAGCACAGUUUCCCUUUCCAAUUUGUCAUCCCAGUGGCUGCCCCAACCUCCUUUGAAGGGCCCUUUGGGAAAAUUGUUUACCGUGUGAGAGCCGUCAUAGACACACCUCGCUUCUCCAAGGACUACAAGGCCCAGAAGCCCUUCUACCUACUCAACCUGCUCAACCUCAAUCAAGUGCCCGACAUUGAGCAACCCAGUUAUGCUGUGACCACUAAGAGGUUCAGCUAUCUCCUGGUGAAGACGGGCACCCUCAUGCUGAAGGCUUGCAGUGACCUGAGGGGAUACACACCAGGCCAGAUCAUCAGACUAGCCACUGAGAUCCACAACAAGUCAGGCAAGGACACGGGCUGUGUGCUGGCCAGUCUCAUACAGAAAGUGACUUAUAAGACCAAACGAGCUUUGUACGACCUGCGGACCAUAGCAGAGGUAGAGGGGGCGGGAGUGAAGGCGGGGAAACACGCUGAGUGGCGAGAGCAGAUCAUCGUACCGCCCCUCCCCCAGUCUGCGCUGGCUGGCUGCAGCCUCAUAGAGAUUGACUACUUCAUCCAGGUAUCACUAAAAUCCCCUGAGACGGUUGUCACUUUACCCAUCUACAUCGGGAACAUCGCUGUCAACUUGACCCCGUCACGAGCUAUGCCCUCAACCCCAGCCCCAACACCCAUCAGCCCUAACACCGGCCUGGAAGGGGUUACCCCCAGCGCACCCCCAGCUGAGGAGGACCUGGAUGAGGAGUUGGGUGCAGGGGGUUCAGUCAGCGAGGAGAUCCCCACUAAGAGCCACUCCCAGCAGGACCAAUCCGGCCGGCCUCCCACCAUGUCCCCCAGUGCAUUUAGCUACGCUCCCGGUGCAGCUUUCCCACCCAGCCAGCGAUGUGCCGACGACACCUCUGCACCUCUGUUCUGUGUGUCCACUGGGUCCACCAUCCCUUUCUUCACAGAGGGAAACGUCACCCCAGUACCCACGUCCUGUCCUCUCAUACUCCCCCCUGAGUACAGCACCUGGGACUACCCACAUGAACCCCCUCCCACCUAUGAGGAGAGCUGCAGCAGCAACAACUCCAGCUUCAACAACAGCAGGCCGUAGAGGAGGGGGACUGAGCAUAAUGCAGCUCAAAACUGCAAUUACACUCCCUAAAGGACAAAUAGGGUACUGCAGACCUAGCUCCAAGGGGAUAGAAGACGCUAACCUCCUAAAUGUUACACUUAAACAGGGCUCUCCAACCCUGUUCCUGGAGCUACCCACCUCUAGUUUUUCACCCCGACCCUGUUCCUGGAGCUACCCUCCUGUAGGUUUUCACUCCAACCCUGUUCCUGGAGCUACCCUCCUGUAGGUUUUCACUCCGACCCUAUUCCUGGAAAACCUACAGGAGGGUAGCUCCAGGAAUAGGGUUGGAGUGAAAACCUACAGGAGGGUAGCUCUCCAGGAACGGGGCUGGAGUGAAAACCUACAGGACGGUAGCUCUCUAGGAACAGGGUUAGAGAGCCCUGCUCUAAAUAUGUUUAAAAAAGGGAUCAUAUCUGUUGUUUUUUGUGUGUGUGUCAUGAUGGUUUAUACCCCUUUUUCUCCCUGACUAAAAUGUCCUGCUAUUAUAUAGAUUGCUUGAGAGAGAACAUGAACUGUGUCUAAAAUUAGCACUUCAGAGUAAACAUAUAGUGGGUAGGACAUUCCAUGUUUAGAGCCCAUUGGAGGCUAAACAUUUUUGCAUUUGAGAAUAUUCUUGCAUCUAUGAUGCCUUGAAAUUGUUGUAGGCCUGCUACUGUCUCUCCUUCAUCCUUCAGACACAACCAAAAGCUGGCCUUUGUUGUAGUUUCUUUCCAAAUGUGCACACUACUGUAAUUCCGAUCCAUCACUGUCCACUUCCACCACAGUGGCUCCGUCUUUUGAUGGGUGGAGUCGGGCUGGCCUAGCUGGACAUCAGGACCUGAGCAUGCCUACCCCCUGGUGGCCAUCAACGGAAGAGAAUGUUGCCCAUCAACAGAAGAGAAUGUUGCCCAUCAACGGAAGAGAAUGUUGCCCAUCAACGGAAGAUAAUGUUGCCCAUCAACGGAAGAUAAUGUUGCCCAUCAACGGAAGAUAAUGUUGCCCAUUGGGAAAGCUUCUGACCAUCACUAAGGGCACUAUUUAAUCUGUAAAGCUGAAGCGUUGCAGAUUCCACGAUAGAAAUGUAGAGGUCAAUUCCCAUUGAGCCAACAUCUGCAGCGUUUACAGUGAAUGCAGUCUCCGCUAAAGGAGGAACAUGGUCUUUAAAUUUCAAGCACGCUGUAAAGCUGCAAUGCAGAUUGAAUAGAGCCCUAAAGCACUGGAACUCAAUGAUGCCUGCUAAGUAGAACAAUACUCCUUCAACCUGUGAUCUACUGACCAGGGGCUUCAUAUCUUGUCACCUCAUCAUCUUGAAACAGACAAGCGGGACAUUGUACUCUUGGGUGUGUAGGGGUAAUUGACAUAGCAUGGAUUGAUAUGCAUUUAUGACAUCUGAUGCAAACACUUUUACCUUCCUCUUUUCUUUUCUUUUACCCUGGAUACAAUUUUUACCCUGAUUUUCCCCAUGUGGCCUUAACUCCUUCUGUUCUACCUACAUUACUAUGUGGUGAUGAAGACAGUUGUCUUCAGGGUUUCUGUUGCUUUUGAAAUGGCAGUCAAUGCAGAUAACACAUUUGUUGGUGCGACAACCAACAGUGUGAAAUGUUCAAGCACAAGACAGCACUUUUUGGCAGUUUGAAACAGUGCAUGUAUAUGUUGUUGUGUGUGGAUGUGUAUGUAGUGUACCAGUUCCUGUUGGUGAUCGCCCCUCCUAUCUUUGGCAGUUGAUAACGUUGGACAGCUCAGUUUUACAACUUGACAUCAGGCAAUAUCAUCCACUGUGUGUUUAUGUUGAUUUGUAUGUCUUGUUUCUGUCUCAAUGACAGCCUCCUUUUGUAUGUCUAGGCCAACCACACUGUGGCUUAUGUUUCCUACAAUUCUGUAAUGACAAACUUUAGCACCUGCUGUGGGAAUAAAUGUAUAUAGCCAUCCCUCCUGUAAUGGCAGCCUCGUGCUGUCAAAGCCGUCAUAUACCAGAAAAUAGAUGGCAGAUGAUAUUGGGAAUUGAUCUGCAGUUUAGACCACUGCUCUAAAGUAAUAAGGCAUCAGCUCUGAAAGAACCAUAGAAAUCACACCUCUACUUUAUUUACCAUCUACUAUUGUGUGAAACAUACGAUUCCUGAAAAUAAGGCCAAGCUGCUAAAUCAAAAUGUGCAAUAUAUUGUCAACAUUUAUGGUCUUAAUUUGAGGUUAGGAUUAGGAAUACGGUUAGCAGUGUGGUUAAGGUUAAAAUAUUAUUUGAUUUGAAGUAGAUCUUCCGGCUUUGCAGCUUGACCAGAAAGUGACAUCCGAAAUAUACUAUGUAAUACACUCAUUAAACAUCACUAGACAUAAUAUUACACCUUCUACUGUGUGAAACAUACUGUGUAAUGUACAUGUCCGCUGAGUUGUUGUUAAAACAAGCCUUAACUACAUGGUCCCAGUUCCCAUUAGUCUGCAUAGUCAUCAUCCUCAUCCAGGUGCUAGAGGUUUGGAAUAGGAUCUCUUUGUCUAGGAGAAUAUUGGGAGGGCUUUUGUGGCCCUCCCUGUUUUAUCUACUGGUCUCCCCUGGACUGAAGAUGCACUGAAUGAAUACUAAAGUAGCUGUGAAACCCGUGAGGAUUUUCCUCAAAUGUAUUUCAGCUCUGCUUGUGAACCUUGCAUCUCCUCUUUUUUAAUCCUAGAAAAAGAACAAGACUAAAAAUGUGCAAUUCUGUUAUCUCCGUGUUUGGUACGGCAGCUUAGUUCUCAAGUCAUUUCAUGCUGCUUUUAUCAAUCCUGCCCCACUGUUUUUAUUUCUCUUCACCAAAGGUACUAUAGCUUUCUAAACUCCAUGUUUUCGUUGUGCAUUCUUUCCCCUCACAAAUCGGUGAGUGGUGUACAUGUGGUUUUGUAUUUUUCUACUUGUGAACAGUUUUCUGGUGCAAAUGGUAGCCAUUUGAGAGAGAAAAAAUAUUAUGGAGAAAAAAAUGUAGCACCAUAGUCAAUCAAAAUUGUACAGUUGACCAAUAAAAUGAUAAUCUGACAUAUCCUUUGUACUGGUUUUGCAAAGGAAAAGGGUUUCUUGGGCCCUAUAUUUACCUGUCCCAAAGCACAAAGAUAUCAUGUUAUGAUACUAUAAGUGGUUGGAUGAUAGAGAAUCAAAGGUGACCUCAAGUGCCGUCAAAGGAAAUGGGUCUAUCAACUGCUUUAAAAGAUGGGAACAUAUGCCUUGUGUUCUGCCUGUGUAAUCCUACAUGCCGUGGUGUGACUGAGAUGCUAUACUUUAGCCUCCUUCCUUAUAAUGUUUUGACAAUGACAUGGCCCAUAGACUGUCCAGUAGCCAUGACAAUGGGAGCAGCAGGGUAGAGCGUGAGAAGAGCAAUGAAGAAAAAGCCUUUUCAGGCAUCAUCCCCGGGCUCGCCACCUCACUGUUUACCGCAGCAUCACUCAUCCUCUGUUGCCAUAGAAACUGCUUAGCCCCAAUCCGCCAGCCUCCCUGUGUCACACAUGGACCACAGAGCUCAUGUCUGCUUGCAUACCUGCCAAGUGAUGGAGGGAAUAUAAUCUGCAAGGGCAACCUAAUUUCACAUUUCACAUAAUGUGCAGAAUCACUGCUGGAUAUUCUAUGCUGGUAUGUGGCCAUUGCUUAAUUUUUGUCAUGCUGCAACAGCUACACUGUUGGAUAUUUUAUAAUGGAAGUAAAUAUUGGGGCCAACAUCUAGACUAUUGCCUUGUCUUCAGCUCCACCACCUGCUGUGAUGAUAUAAUGACCCAAAUAAGGUGUGUGGGCUACAGGCCUAUAUCAUUAUCAACCACUGGAGACAGAGCUAGUGGUGAGUUAAAGUUAGCCCCUGUAUAUACGGUAUAUCGUUUGACAUUCUUUUUAUAAUUUUUUUACAUACACCAGAAUGUACAAACCACUUGUGAGGUAAAUCAUUUGAGGGUUUAGAAUGUGUGAUGUUAGAGAGCGCACAGAAAUCCCCUCCCUGACAUCCCCCCUCCCGCUGACCUAUUUGUUACGUCACUGGCCUACUACAGUGUCCUUGGAUGACUGACCUAUCGUCGAUCAUAACCAAUUUGCAUUUCAUCAUAGUAAAUUGGACGAGCAAUCCAACGCAUACAUGGAUGAAGAAAUGGUAAAUUGCCUACUUAACUAAUGAAAUAUGGAAGAACUUCAAGUAGCCUAUGAGAUUAAUGGCAGUAUGGUUAAGUGAUUAGAAUGAUCUAGGCCUAAUUAUCUAGGGUAACCAUAACAAUGAGCUCACUACCCAUUGAUUUAAAAAAAUGCUGUUUAGUGUUUCAACCAAUUAAGCUAGUUGUCAGAUCCAAACCAGUUUAUAUUCUGAGCCAAUCAGAUGUUUUUGGCCUAUGGUGGUUUUGAAAAAUGUAGCAACUCUGCACUUUCCUGAUGAACUCUACGGCUGAGCCUCUUUAUCAGCUAGUUCCAUGGAAACACUGACUUCUAUGGCCUUUGCCAAGGUCAGAAUACUUUCUGUUAAAUUAGCACAGCAGCAAACAUUCUGCAGCGAUACGCCAUCUCAUCUGGUUUGCGUUUAGUGGGACAAUCAUUUGUUUUUCAACAGGACAAUGACCCAACACAGGCUGUGUAAGGGCUAUUUGAGUGAUGGAGUGCUGCAUCAGAUGACCUGGCCUCCACAACCACCAAACCUCAACCCAAUUGAGAUGAGUUGGACCGCAGAGUGAAGGAAAAGCAACCAACAAGUGCUCAGCAUAUGUGGGAACCCCUUCAAAACUGUUGGAAAAGCAUUCCAGGUGAAGCUGGUUGAGAGAAUGCCAAGAGUGUGCAAAGCUGUCAGAGGCAAAGGGUGGCUACUUUCAAGAAUGUCAUAUAUAUAUAUAUUUUUUUUUAUUUGUUUCCCACUUUUUUGGUUACUACAGGAUUCCAUAUGUUAUUUCAUAGUUUUGAUGUCUUCACUGUUAUUCUACAAUGUAAAAAUAAAAACCCUUGAAUGAG